AUGACUUCUCCGCAUUUUAGACAUGCAAUGAAUGAAGAACUUGAGGCCAUGGAAGUCAACAGGACUUGGACUAUUGAAUCAUUGCCUCCUGGUAAGAACGUGGUGGGUUGUAAAUGGGUUUAUACGAUCAAGUAUAAGGCUGAUGGAACUAUAGAGCGGUAUAAAGCUCGUUUGGUUGCAAAGGGGUUCACACAGCAGGAGGGUGUGGAUUUCACUGAGAACUUUUCUCCUGUUGCCAAGCUCACAAGUGUGAAGCUUCUUCUUGCUUUGGCGGCUAUCAAAGGCUGGAGUCUCUUUCAAAUGGACGUGUCCAAUGCCUUCCUCCACAGUGAUUUGGAUGAAGAAAUCUACAUGAGUUUGCCACAGGGCUAUACACCUAGCUCCGGCUCUCUGCCUCCAAAUCCAGUAUGCCGUCUUCACAAGUCUUUGUAUGGCUUGAAACAAGCAUCACGGCAAUGGUAUCAUUGCUUAUCUGAUGUGCUUCUUCGCUCGGGUUUCAAGCAGUCUGCCUCGGACAACACACUUUUUGCCAAACAAGUUGGUGAAAAGUUCACUGCGGUGUUGGUCUACGUUGAUGAUAUCAUGAUUGCUAGUAACAGCGAGGAUGAAGUUACCUCUAUCAAAUCAUCUCUCAGCUCAGAGUUUAAGAUUAAAGACCUUGGCGAACUCCGAUUUUUCCUUGGCCUGGAGAUCGCUCGUUCUUCUCUUGGAAUCUCGGUGUGUCAACGGAAAUACGCUUUGAAUCUUUUAUCUGAUGUUGGUCUUCUGGGAUGCAAACCAAGCUCUGUUCCGAUGGAUCCCACCGUCAAACUAACGAAGGACUCAGGCACUGCACUCUCGGAUCCUACGUCUUAUCGAGCUUUGUCAGUUCAUGCAUUCCCGACGGAUGUGCAUCUUGCUGCUGCCCACAAGAUACUGCGUUAUCUCAAGAAUAAUACGGAUCAAGGUCUCUUCUACUCUGCUUCCUCACCAAUCUGUCUUAAUGCCUUCUCGGAUGCUGAUUGGGGGACAGAUACAGAGUCUCGCCGUUCUAUUACUGGGUAUUGUGUCUAUCUUGGCAAGUCUCUUAUCACCUGGAAAUCGAAGAAGCAGGAUGUGGUGAGCCGUAGCAGUACGGAGUCUGAAUAUCGGAGCAUGGCUCAAACUACUUGUGAGUUGCUUUGGCUGCAACAGUUGCUCACAUUUCUCCAGGUUGAGGUAUGCACCUCUGCGAAGCUUUUCUGUGAUAACAAGUCGGCUAUAUACAUCGCCACAAAUCCGGUGUUUCACGAGCGUACGAAACAUGUCGAGAUCGAUUGUCAUACCGUUCGUGAUCAAGUGAAGAAUGGUUUCUUGAAGUUGAUGUCUGUUGCCAGCGAGAAUCAACACGCUAACAUUCUCACUAAGCCGCUUCAUCCUGAUCUUGACCGUUACUUGUACAACACUUUGACGCAGAGAUCUGCUCUGGAGAUCUUGCAAGUGUUUUCAGCAGCUGAGCUUGACGAUAGAACAAGAGAGGUGGUGAUAAGAGGGCUCCACGAUCUACUCUGUGACCACACUUCAGGGAACGGGGAGCUAGACGUUGCGGAGAUCGAGAAUCUCCAGCCGUUGCUCAUCGUUUGCCUGCAAGAAGCAGGAAUGCCUGAGAACACGUUCAAGAUUCUCGCUCAGGUUGUGUACCACGUUGCAGUGGAGACAUUCAGCUUCGGGGAGGACCCGUGGUUCGAUCUUUGGGACUAUAUUGCAGAGAGUAAAAGAGAUUUCGAGAAAGCUGUUUACAUCUUCCAGUGCUUGACAAUGCGGUUAGAUGGUGGUGAUAAGGAAGAGUUUAUGAUUCGUGCUGUGAACAGUCUUGUUCCGGAGAUAAGCUCAAGGCUAAACCCACCGAGAGAGUUGUUGGAGAUUGAAGAGAAGAUGGUGGAGUCGGUGAGAGAGCUUGUGGAGAGAGGAAUGGAAGUUGGGCUUGUGAGGAGAGGUUUUAGAGAUGUUGAAAGCAUUGUGGAGCAACAGUGGGAUUGGUACAAGAACUGCGAAUUCAGAUUCGUUAAGGGUUUGAUUCGGAGGCUGUAUGAGAUCAAAGGCAUGAAAAUGGAGAGUAAGAUUGUUUUGUGGAGGAUCAGUGUGGUUCUCGAGAAGAGUGUUGGUGAAGAGUUUAGAAAAGCUUAA
This is a messenger RNA of Microthlaspi erraticum, 2145 nucleotides long. The record is from the annotation of a GenBank genome assembly. NCBI's taxonomy places the organism in Eukaryota, Viridiplantae, Streptophyta, Magnoliopsida, Brassicales, Brassicaceae.